Messenger RNA from Perkinsus marinus ATCC 50983, 960 nucleotides. Its product is annotated as protein kinase, putative. Gene Ontology annotation, molecular function: ATP binding; cAMP-dependent protein kinase activity. NCBI's taxonomy places the organism in Eukaryota, Perkinsozoa, Perkinsida, Perkinsidae. The record is from RefSeq and is a predicted model, not a curated record. The transcript is spliced from 9 exons. Bases 1 to 960 code for a protein of 319 amino acids. Gene Ontology annotation, cellular component: cAMP-dependent protein kinase complex. Gene Ontology annotation, biological process: peptidyl-serine phosphorylation; signal transduction.
AUGACCAGUAAAAUGAAUCUAGAUGACUUCUAUUUCGUCCGUACUCUAGGAACAGGGAGUUUUGGUAGAGUAAAGUACGCUAAGCAUAAAGGUGAUGGACAACACUAUGCCGUUAAGUUCAUGAAGAAACAUGAGAUAUUGAAGCUAAGGCAAGUCGACCAUAUCAACGCGGAACGUAACCUCCUGGGUCAAUUGAAUCAUCCCUUCAUAGUCAAUAUGCGGGGAUCAUUCAAAGACACUAGAUUUGUCUACAUUGUGAUGGAAGUCGUUAAUGGAGGGGAACUAUUUACUCAUUUACGACGUGCCAGGAAGUUUACUGAUGAGCAAUCUAAGUUCUAUGCUGCACAGAUAGCUGCUACCUUCGAAUACAUACAUGGCAAGAAUAUUAUACAUAGGGAUUUGAAACCAGAGAACAUUCUUUUGAGUGGGGAUGGAUAUAGCAAGCUCACCGAUUUUGGAUUCGCUAAGGUCAUUGCUCCUGGUGCCCGCACAUACACCUUAUGUGGUACUCCAGAAUACAUUGCACCAGAGGUAUUGUUAAAUAAAGGGCAUGGCAAACCUGUUGAUUGGUGGACUCUUGGGGUGCUUAUAUAUGAGAUGAUUGUUGGGCAGCCACCUUUCUGUGAUGAGGAGCCUAUGGGCAUCUAUCAGAAGAUAUUGGCUGGCAAAAUGUACUUCCCCAAGUACUUCGAUAAGAAUGCUAAAGGACUAGUAAAGAAACUACUCACUGCUGACCUUUCCAAAAGGUAUGGUAAUCUCCAGAACGGUGCUGAUGAUAUCAAGAAGCAUAAAUGGUUCGCAAGCAUUGCCUGGGAUCAGCUAGUUCGUAAGGAGAUACCAGCACCAUAUAAGCCACAGUUGAAAGAUGAGAAGGACAUUAGCAACUAUGAGGAUAUUCCUGAGUCUACUGAGUUACCACCAUCGGUACCUGCUGCUGCUGAUCCUUUUACUGAUUGGUAA